Branchiostoma floridae (Florida lancelet) is the source of this 805-nucleotide messenger RNA. RefSeq names its product zinc finger protein 525-like. The transcript has a single exon. Gene Ontology annotation, molecular function: RNA polymerase II transcription regulatory region sequence-specific DNA binding; DNA-binding transcription factor activity, RNA polymerase II-specific. The record is from RefSeq and is a predicted model, not a curated record. Gene Ontology annotation, cellular component: nucleus. Bases 64 to 339 code for a protein of 91 amino acids. Lineage: Eukaryota; Metazoa; Chordata; Leptocardii; Amphioxiformes; Branchiostomatidae. Gene Ontology annotation, biological process: regulation of transcription by RNA polymerase II.
AAACCCUACAUGUGAGGGGAGUGCGGAUUCAGGACAACUCUCAAGUCUAACCUAUCCAAACAUAUGAAAAAGCAUACAGGUGAAAAACCCUACAAGUGUGACCAGUGCGAUUAUUCUUCUGCAUUUAACGCCAGUUUGAACCGACACAUGGCGAAACACACUGGUGAAAAACCCUACAUGUGUGGGGAGUGCGGGUACAGGACGGCUGACAGGUCUACCUUAACCGUACAUAUGAGAAGACAUACCGGUGAGAAACCCUACAAGUGUGACCAGUGCAGCUAUUCUGCUGCACAGAAAAGCUCUUUAAACAAGCACAUGACCAAACACGAUUGUAAAUGAACUGUACUUGAAGAAUGUGGCUCCAGGAAGACUGAACAGUAAAGGGCUACAGGACGGUUGGCAGCCUUCAGUAUUGGCAAUAAGCGUCCUGGAGAAGCAGUAUCGUACAAGACACAUGGACAGGGAAGGGAUAAAGCAUAAUAAGUGACACCAAACGUUUGCGAGACCUGUUUUUCAUAAAGACAUCAAUGGAAAAAUACGGCUUUGAAGAAACUUUUUCACACCUUUGUGUGUGUGGUAGGUGCACUGUAGCUUUACGCCAUUGAAAACAUUUUAAUGGAGAAAGACAAGACAGAAAGGUGAUAACACUUGAGAAAAGGGGUACAGUUCGUCUUGAGAGCGAGGUGUAACAAACAUUGUGACUGUCUACGGCACAGGUAGACAAAUCCUUACUAUGGUAAACUCUUACUCGGGGAGCAGGCAAGUAGCAUGAUGCCGAAAUAUCUAUGUUGGAGAAUAUCAAAAC